Molecule: messenger RNA, 693 nt
Organism: Phytophthora sojae
Lineage: Eukaryota; Oomycota; Peronosporomycetes; Peronosporales; Peronosporaceae
Exons: 4
Coding region: 1-693 (230 amino acids)
Source: RefSeq, a predicted model, not a curated record
AUGGAUCUUUAUUUGAACGUGAUUGCGGCUUCGAACGAACAACAAUUUUCACGUCAUAGUAUUAGAGAUGCCAAGAUUACAGCUGCCAUUAUGGCCUCAGCAGCGUUCUUGGCCUUUCGCAGCAAAGUCAUCGACAUUACCAACGAGGUGGUACCGCACCUUAACGUUAGUCCCACUUCAUUUCUGCUGUACGAUGACAACGACGAGCGGGAUGACGCUGUUGUAGAGAUGAACCAAGCAGUAACAAUGAGGACGAUAGCGAAGCAUCGGCGUGUAGCACGAGUCCGACCAUCGCAGCGAUGUACGUCUAUAAGACCGCCGCACCACAAGUUACUACAGGCUCCAUUCUGUACGUGUCCUGGUUGGGGGAGGCAAAAGAUGAAAAUACGGGGCGCCAACCACCACCCCGCUCUCGCUGUCUACGGUGUGAGGAGACUCUUCAAAUCCAAGCACGCGGUCGUUGGUGAACUCAUUGCCAGUUGCGAUCUUCAGUUCAGCAAGGAAACCGAGGUGUCUGUGGAGGGCGACGUGGCCGUGGAGUUUCGGGGACUCCAAAACGUUGACGAUACUACACUCAGAAGUCUCCCAAAUCACUCGGACGAUUCCAUCCAGGCGACAUCAUCGUCGUCGCUGGAGAUGGCGGAUAUGCGCGGAAGUGACCACGCCGCUGUCCUGGCACGAACGACCCACUAA